Molecule: messenger RNA, 3311 nt
Organism: Carassius auratus (goldfish)
Lineage: Eukaryota; Metazoa; Chordata; Actinopteri; Cypriniformes; Cyprinidae
Product: CD44 antigen-like
Exons: 7
Coding region: 97-1014 (305 amino acids)
Biological process (GO): inflammatory response; cell adhesion; positive regulation of ERK1 and ERK2 cascade
Cellular component (GO): plasma membrane; macrophage migration inhibitory factor receptor complex; basolateral plasma membrane
Molecular function (GO): hyaluronic acid binding; cytokine receptor activity
Source: RefSeq, a predicted model, not a curated record
AUUAGUUAAGACAUUCAAAUCUCCAAACUUGCAGCAGACUCUGAGCUCUACUGUACACCGUCUGGAUUCACACAUAGUUUCCUCGUCAGCAUCAGGAUGUGGAUUAUUCUGUUGGGUCUCACCUCUGCACUACUGGCCUCCUCGAGAUCAGAAAAUACCACAGUUGUACGCUCAAGGAGCUGCAGCUUUGGUGGAGUGUUUCACGUGGAGGGGAGAGAACGCUAUAGUCUGAUGUUUGAGGAGGCCAGGAGGUUGUGUGAGCAUUUAGCCUCUUCACUAGCCAGUCUGGAGCAGGUGGAAAAAGCCUACAAUAAAGGACUUCAGACGUGCAGGUAUGGAUGGAUAAACGGCUCAGAGGUGGUGAUACUCCGUCACAUCCAAAAUACAAACUGUGCCGGCAACCAAACCGGCAUCAUCAAAAUAAUUCAAGACAGUGAAAAAUAUGAUGCCUUCUGUUAUGAUGCUGAAGAUACGUCAGAGAAGAACUGCACAGCUAUGAUUGACCCUGACAGUUUAAACAAAACAGAUGGCAACUCCGUCUCAGCAUUUACAGAAGUCACAACACACCAUACAAAUGCUGGAGGGGAUGAGUCUGAAAAUUCAGCAUCUGAAGACACAUUUGUGUCUGAGUCCUCCACUCCAGUUGACUGGACGCAGAGAAGCCCCACACAGAUCCCAGUGGAACAGAACCGCACUGAUCAAGCAGAUGAUCAGAUAAACCAUGAUACACGUGGUACAGAGCUCACAACUUCCUCAGGACUGAGUAAGACAGCAUCUAUCAGUGAAACACCAUCAAAUAAAACAGACUGGCUCAUCCUUUUGCUCACCAUCAUUUUGGCAGUUCUUCUCAUUCUGUUUGUCUGUGUUAUUGUAGCAAACAGAAAAAGAUGGUGUGGCAAGAAACAGAAAUUGAUUAUUACAAAAGAGAGCAGCAGAGAAGGAAAUGGUACAGCAGCUUCAUUCACAAAGCAGCAGGAGAAUGUCAAACUCAUGAAUACUGAAUCUGAGAUCUAAUGUAACAGAUCAGUGUGGAUAAGUGAAUGGAGGAAACCCAGAGGAAUGAGAACACCAGCAGUUUUUCACGAACACCUUACAAUAAGGAUGCACUAAUAUGCCUUCAUUCAUGCUGAACUAAUGCACAGAUAGUCUUGAGAUGAUGGAUGAUUUGUAAAGAACUAAGCCACUCAUUACUUACAUCAGCAUCUGAUCAAAUGUUUGAUUAAUAGACCCGGUUUCACUGACUGAUCUUAGACUAAACCAGGAUUAGGCCAUAGUUCAAUUAGGACAUUUAAGUCAUUUUAUUAUUGUGUUCACCACAGUGAGUCAAAGUGUGUACAGUAUUCCAACUUCCAGCUGUCUGGUUUAAAAAAAAAAGAGCAUUAGCUAAGUAUUUGCAAAGAUAUGACUUGUAGAGGCACCUGACUCUUAAGUAAUAUGCUCCCAUGGUAAUGACUUUAAUUUUUCUUUGACAUUUCUAUCAAAGCACAACUACAGAUAUGUUUUUUUUUGUAAUGUAAAAAAACAGUACUAGCCUAACUAAAAUAAGUUUAAUUAGGUCAAACAUUAUUAGACACUAGUAAACAGUCAGUAAUUAAAAUCAAAUAAAAAACGAGCAAUAACACAAAUAAAUUCAACAGAGAAAAUACUUAUAAAAUAAGAAAUUUAAUUUUUAAAAAAGUAAAAUAAAACUGCAUAUUCGUAACUGUAUAUAUUAUAGAUUAAGUCUUGUGAAAGCUACACAAUUCAAGGGCAGUGAGUGAUUAUCUCUAACUGUUUGUUGAACGUUAAUGAAAGACAGCAGUAAGUGAAUUAGGCUGUUGUCCUGUCCUGUCACCCAAUCACAAUGCUCACCAUCACCAGCACCUGUUGUCAAUCAUCUCAUCAUAACAAUACACAGCUCAGAGACCAACUUUGUCUGGCCUUGUGUGAGAAAGAACUCCUUUUACCUCUUCUCUCACAUGUCUUCUGAGUAUCUUUGUGAGCAGCAUGUUCAUCGCUACUUGGCACCACCUAGAUGAGAUGUGCUCCAGUCCUCCAUCACCUUCCAUGAUCUCCAGCAUCACCUGCAACACAGUAGUCUUGCAUAGCCAGACCUCCAGACUGAUGGCUGAAAGUCUGGAAUUCAUGGCAGCUUUCAUUGGUCAAGACCCACCCAUGAUGCCGUUUGACCGACAUGUCAAACAAUAAAUCAAAGUUUGUUUUGCUUAGCAUCACGUUUCAGGACAUGAAAAUGUCACCAUUAUUAACAGACCAUUGUGUAAAACUCUCGGACGUUUUUGAAAGAUUCUGUGCCACGAACUUUAAGUAUUUCACAAACUUUUGAAACUCCAGUGUUUAGUUAAUACUGAUAAGUGCUCGUUGCCACAGUUGUAAACACUGGCUUUCUUUUUUCAUGAGGGGGUUUGGUGCCAUGGCAUCUUUGUUUCCAGGCUGAAUGUUAAAGAACGCAACACACACGUCUCCUGGAAAUCCUGUAAAAUUCAACCAAUCCAUUGACAACUUUGACACUCCUAAAGUGUUUCCACUUUUGUGUGCCAUAUGCAUCAGACAUUUAGCCAACGGUCCAUGGGCGUGAUGUCUGAGGCUGAGACUAGCAACACAAUAACAAACUAUACUAUCAUCCAGACAUUCAUUCCAACCUGCUGCAUUUCAGUUUACUUCCCGUUGUUUCAUAUUCCGCACCACUGUCCAUAUGCCUUCAAGUCUGGUGAUUUCAUAACAGUGUCACUUUAAAACCUAGUGCACAGAUUCAAUAUAAUGAAAACAUCUGAUUUUUCUAAAAAGAAAAUUGUGAUGUAAUGAUUUAUUAAAUCAGAUUCCUGGAAGUUGAAAUACAUGGCUUUGAAACAUUUUUGUAAUUCAUUCACACUGUUAGUAGCUUACUAGAUGUUGAUAGGGAAUUAAUACACAUGUAGUUAUCAAUAAAUCAUAAUGCUUAAUUUAUUAAUCAUUGCCUGGUUCCCCAAAACGUUCUUAUCGCUAAGUAGUUCUUAACCUAUUCCUUAACCUCUCUCUUAACCUUACGGCUUGAUUCCUGACACGUUCGUAUGCUAAGUAUAUCUUCUGUAAGUCAAACUUUAGUAAGGUUGGUCUGGAGCAUUCGUAAGCUCUCUCUUAGCGUUGUUUGAGCUCAAGACUCUAGUCGCUGCCACUGUGCAGCAGUCUUUCGAAACCAGCGCAGCGCAGUACAAGUCAAACUAUGGUAUGUUGACAAUGUUGUGGCUCAACAAUGAUUUUAUCUUAUGGACAUUUUAAGACUAAUCAUAAAAUAUGUUUGCAAUGGAUACAGGCCUAUUUAUGAAGUUGACUUU